This is a messenger RNA of Rhagoletis zephyria (snowberry fruit fly), 802 nucleotides long. RefSeq names its product trypsin theta-like. NCBI's taxonomy places the organism in Eukaryota, Metazoa, Arthropoda, Insecta, Diptera, Tephritidae. Gene Ontology annotation, molecular function: serine-type endopeptidase activity. Gene Ontology annotation, biological process: proteolysis. The record is from RefSeq and is a predicted model, not a curated record.
AUGAACUGCGGUGCGGGGGCAGGAGUAUAUUCCGAGGAGCUUGGUGCCAAUCUGUCAAUGCGGCUGGCGAAUUAUGCCAGCAUAUUUCAGGCCGAAGGUCUGGUCAUAUUUGAGGCCGCUCUGGCAUAUGCUGCUGGAAUUGAAGGUGGUGUACCCACCACAAUUGAGGAACAUCCUUAUGUCNCUGUUGAUCGCAGCUACAGCAUCUGCAGUGGUGCUUUGAUCAAUGAGGAUACCGUUGUGCCCGCUGCAACAUGUUUGGAGUUCUACGAUAUCAGCCAAUUCGUUGUGAGUCUUAACAACGGUGCUAAAAUUGUAAAAAUUGCAAAGUCUACCUACGAUUCGGCGUUCGAUUUCGUUACCAUGGAAAAUGAUAUUGGCAUUCUGAAGUUGGCUGAGCCUGUUAAGGGUACUUACAUUCCACUGGCUGCCAAAGACCCAGCUACCGGUGCCACUGGCGUUGUGACCGGCUGGAAUGCAAACAACGAACUGGUCGAUAUUCCUGAAACUUUCAUCGAUACUAAGGAUUGUGUUUCUGGCGAAUACAGAUACACCGACGAUGAAGUCUUCCCCUCAAUGGUGUGCGGUCUUGCUAAGCGUUGCAAUGCUCAGGCCGGAAGUCCUUUCGUGGUCAAGAAUGAGUUGGUCGGUUUGGUGUCUUGGGGCUAUGGUUGUGCCAAUAAAGCCAACCCAACUGUCUUCACUAAUGUUCCAGCCUUAAAAUUAUGGGUUGAAAAGAUGUCAGCAAGCUUGUAAAAUAUGUAUAUGUAUAUGUUAUAGUGAUUUCGUUUCUACUAAAAAA